AUGGCAGACCUCUCAGUGCGCCUGGCGGCUCUAAUCCUCCUAGGAGUGGCCCUAUGCGCGGCGCAGCCCCGCGGCCGGAUCCUGGGCGGGAGCGAGUCCAAGGCCCACCAGCGGCCCUACAUGGCCUCGGUGCAGGUGAACGGCACACACGUGUGCGGCGGCUUCCUGGUGUCUGAGCAGUGGGUGCUGAGCGCAGCGCACUGCCUGGAAGACGUGACCAACGAGACGGUGCAGGUGCUCCUGGGCGCGCACUCGCUGUCGCAACCCGAGCCAUCCAAGCACCUGUACGACGUGCUCCGAGCAGUGCCUCACCCUGACAGCCGCCCCGAUACGAUCGACCACGACCUCCUUCUACUGCAGGGCGACUCCGGGGGCCCACUGGUGUGCGACGGCGUGGCCGAGGGCGUGGUCACCUCGGGAUCCCGCGUGUGCGGCAACCGCAAGAAGCCGGGUAUCUACACUCGAGUGGGGAGCUAUGCGUCCUGGAUCGACAGUGUGAUGGCCGGAGGCGUGGCUGCCUGA
This is a messenger RNA of Miniopterus natalensis, 522 nucleotides long. NCBI's taxonomy places the organism in Eukaryota, Metazoa, Chordata, Mammalia, Chiroptera, Miniopteridae. The record is from RefSeq and is a predicted model, not a curated record.